AUGGCGGAAUCUCUGAGGAACUCCGGUUCUUCAAACCCGCCAUCUGUUUCCCCGCUUCCUCCUGCUCCCCCUCCCUUGCCGCCGCAAAAAUAUGCCAUCAAGGCUACCAGCGCGCUCGCGCGAUUUGCGCAUCCGUUCUUUUACGGGUCGCGUCCACCAAGCCCCCAACAGGGCUCGACGCGCGUGACCUCAGCUAUAUCACCCGGCUUAAAGCACUCAGCUUCCGUGCCUGGGGCAUCACCUGUGCUUUCCCACAAAACCGGCAUUCCCCUCGCUGCCCUCGAUGUCUCACCCCAGCGCACCCAUGCCGUCCUGGCCGGUAGGGAAAUCCUAAGGACAAUCAAGGUCACUUCUGAUCAUUGCUCUGAGGACACUAAUAUCCGCUCCGCGAUUAUCGGAUACUCUGCAGCUCAUAAUGCGUCACCCGCGGCUUUAGCAUCUAAGUUCAAGGAUCAGCUGUCGGCAAAGGACGUUAAGUGGUCCCAUGGGGAGUAUAGCACGGUUAUUGCAACAGCCGCCACUAACGGCCGAAUCGCCAUUUUUGACCUCAAUCGCGCCGGCGUGGAGUUGGGCCGUUUUCAUGAACAUAUGCGACAGGUCCAUCGGCUGGCGUUCAAUCCACAUCGUGGCGCAUGGCUAUUGUCGGGAAGUCAAGAUGCAACCAUUCGUAUGUGGGAUCUACGCGUCUUCUCGGGGGCAAGAGGCGUUGUGAACUUUGGAAGCAAGCAUUGCUUCAAUGGCCAUAGUGAGGCUGUGCGGGAUAUCAGGUGGUCGCCUGCGGAUGGCGUGGAAUUUGCCACAGCCACGGAUAGUGGUGCAAUCCAACGGUGGGACGUGCGCAAAGAAAACGCUCCUCUAAUGAAAAUUAAUGCCCAUGAGAAAGCGUGCUCCGCCAUUGAUUGGCAUCCAGAUGGUAAACACCUGGUUAGUGCCAGCGCGGACCGUCUCAUCAAAGUUUGGGACUUUUCGUUAUCGGAUAGAAGGCAGAAGCCUUGUUUUCAGCUUCGAGCACCCCAAUCAGUUAUGAAUGCCAGAUGGCGCCCAGCUUCAUGGACAGGAAAUGAUCAAGUCGGAGAUUGGCAGUCAACUCAAGUGGUAACCUCCUAUGAUCAGGAAGAUCCCCGCAUUCAUUUAUGGGAUCUUCGCAGGCCUCACAUUCCAUUUAGAGAGUUUGACCACCACAAUCGCUCCGUAACGGAUCUUCUUUGGUUUUCAAGCGAUUUGCUGUGGUCCGUCAACGGUGAGGGAGUAUUCACACGGGCUGAUAUGAACCAUGCACCCCAAGUAAUCCAGCGGCGUAGACCUUGCGCUAUGGCUUGGAACCCAAAUGGUGGACUUGCAUUCACUCGUCAGAGACCUAGGUGCCAACUACAGAGUACCAAUUUUGGAAUCGAAGAAUUUCUGGAGCGGGGUUCGCAACCUGGAGCUAAUGAUAAAAAUGCUAGCUUCCCUGAUGAUGCCACUGAUGAACCUCCAACGAAUCGUAAGCGAUCUAAUAGAAUUCCGUACGCCAGGUUAUCUAAGUCUCUUAGCGGCACCUCCUCGAUUUCAGAGGACGACAUCCCGCAGGUGGUACCUCUUGAGAAGGCUGUUGCUAAAACCGGCGUUUAUAAACCAAUUGACACUGGCGUCAUUGGGAGCAUUCCUAGCGUCACUGUUGACCAAGAUAUUUUUACAUAUCUCGUCAAAAAUUAUUCACCACUAAUCACUAAUCAUUUUCCUGAAGGUGUCUCAGCAUCUGCCGUGGAUUCUUUCUUGGACAGUUUCGAGCAUAAUGCAAUACAAGCUGACUGUGCAGGUUUUUUUAAACUCGGUAGAACGUGGCGGGUUGCCAAAUAUGCAGUUUCUGUCGAAUUUGCUGCUCGAGCUCAUGAGCAGCAAACGGACAAAUCUACUGAUAUAUCGCAUUUACACGGCAAUGAGCACAUUGGUGAAAAGAUAUCUGCGAACAAGGAGUCUAUAACAGGCACAAUCUCGACUCAUUUAUUUGAGGACGAAACUGAUACCAAAUACCGAUCUCUUGCAACGCCUGAGAUUGAUGUAGAAUCUGAUAUUGCAACUCCUCUCGCCCGGCCUUUGCCUGAAGCAGCACCUGAUGAGUUUGGCGAUGAUGAUAAUGAAAAGGAAAAUUUCAAGCAGGAUUGGACCGAGCUUCCACCGCUACCACCAGCCGUGCUCCCAUCCAAAAAUUGGGUCUCGGAUCAUAAAAGACCCACUUCAGAUAACCGUCCAGAGAACAUUGAAGACGACGAACCAGAAAUUAAAGACGGGCUUCUCACGCCUAAACGCUUGUCACAUGAGCAUCUAAGAUGUUCUGACGCCGGUCAGAAUGAGUCAUAUACUGAUGGGCACAGGUCUGCACCCCGUACUAUCAACAGUCGUGGGACCUGGAGACACCAAGAGGACAGUGAUUUUGAACAUCAUAACAGUUCACCCAGCCAUGACUAUGGUAGGCAAUUGGAAGAGAAAAGUGACGUUCUGAAUGAUUAUGAAUCUUUGCCAAAGGGCGUAAUGCCACCCAAUACUCUAUCUCAUGGGGGCCCGCCCCCACAUCGCCCCAUACCAUACGCCCGCCAUGAUUCUGGUGAGAGCUUUUCAAUGUUCUCGGCUUCUACAGAUAGCUCUCACUAUACAGCAUAUCUUACUGAUAGGCCGUCAUCACCACAAAGAAAGUCCGAUAUCUCUCACCUGGGAGAUAGCCCUUGGUCAGCAGUUGAGGAGAGCUUGCUACAGAGCAUCCCAGAGCACGAGGAUGACUCCCCUUCCAAAAGUAGAGAAAGAAUUAACAGUGAUGCCUCUAUAAGCGAAAAGUCUUAUGAAGUUAUUCCCACAGAAGUACACAACAUACAUCUUGAUCGCCCUCUUGCACCCCUCCCAUUCUUAGCUGAAUCUGCGCCUAUUCCGGUUGCUAAAGAAUAUUUUUCCUUUGAAGGACUUUUUGCUUCACCAGCGACCCACCUAUUUCAAGACGGCAAGAAACCUACACAAUCAUACCCACCAUGGAGCCCACAAGCUGUAAUCAGAGAGGCAAUUAGGUACUAUGCGGCUAGUUCAACUGUUGACUUCGUCAGUGCUGUCCAUUUUCUGCACAAGCUGCAUGUUGUUUUUCGUUCUCUUGAUAAUAUCAUGCCAUAUGAGGAACGAGAGCUCAUUAUCCAAUCUUACCACGAUCAGCUUCUACGGCGUGAAAUGUACGUGGAGGCCGCUGAGAUCCGGCGUCAAUGCGUGCCAACAUAUCCGGCAGUAUACGAUUACGCUCUUAAAGACAUUUUUAUUAACGUCUAUUGUUUUCAAUGCAAUAAGCCAUACGACAAUCCAGUCCGCAAUAACCGGUUGUGUCAUCGAUGCAAUGUUGCACAACCGCCUUGCACAAUAUGCAUGAGCCGCACUCCGCCAGAGAAAUGGAUUAUGCAAGCAGCUGCUUUAAGUGAUAAUUCUAGCCAAAAGCCCAAAUACAGCUCCGUCUUACAGUCCCGUCCAGAAAGGAGCCCGGCUAGUAUUCCCCUUUCCGGUGCUCCAAUACUUCAUGGCCAUGCACCUGAACCCCGUCUUAAGGCGACUACCCGCACUGGCGGCUGGACUUUAUGGACUUGGUGCCAAGGUUGUGGACAUGUGAGGGUUGUUGCGCAACACCUGGCUGUGAUCAUGACUGCGGCCCAGGCCCCUUAA
This is a messenger RNA of Ophidiomyces ophidiicola, 3669 nucleotides long. RefSeq names its product SEA (Seh1-associated) complex subunit (gene RTC1). Gene Ontology annotation, biological process: positive regulation of TOR signaling. Lineage: Eukaryota; Fungi; Ascomycota; Eurotiomycetes; Onygenales; Onygenaceae. The record is from RefSeq and is a predicted model, not a curated record. Gene Ontology annotation, molecular function: protein binding. Bases 1 to 3669 code for a protein of 1222 amino acids. The transcript has 3 exons.